AUGGAGAAAUUACAACUGUACGAUUUCAUUGGGUCUACAUUGUACAUAAAUUUGGGCAACGAUAGGAUCUUAAGAGGUACUUUGAUGGCUGUAGAUGCCCAAUUAAAUCUGUUACUGGAUCACGUGCGCGAGCGAAAUGGUGGUCAAUCUGAAAGACUGAUGGGGCUCGUUAGUGUGCCUGAACAGACCGUGAAAUCCAUCAAGAUAACCGAGCAGUCGUUGAAUCAUAUCUGCCAACUGAAGCAGGAUCUAUUGAGGCAGAUCGUAUAA
Molecule: messenger RNA, 270 nt
Organism: Zygotorulaspora mrakii
Lineage: Eukaryota; Fungi; Ascomycota; Saccharomycetes; Saccharomycetales; Saccharomycetaceae
Gene: MAK31
Product: Mak31p
Exons: 1
Coding region: 1-270 (89 amino acids)
Cellular component (GO): NatC complex
Molecular function (GO): RNA binding
Source: RefSeq, a predicted model, not a curated record